CCUCCCUAGCUCCGCCCACCCGAGCGGAAGUCCUUUCCUUUCGGGUCCUCCGGCCUGUAGGGGGCUCUCCGAGGCUUCUAGUGCCACGAAGUCCUCCCGCCCGGGCUGUCCCUGCGGCGCCUGUUAGUUUAGCUCUAGAAGACACAUUUGCAUUAUCACUUUUUCGGCCAGAAAAAAAUCGCACAGCCAUCUACCGUGGACAAUAACGUUCACACUCAAAGCAGGCCGAGUGGCCUCAUCAUCAAAGCCUGACGCAGUGGUGAGUAGGAGUCAGGCGGCGUGGGGACAGCCCCGAUUGCCGAAAGUCCCCGGCCCGCUUCCUCCUGUGAAGACGUAGCUGCGGGUGGCUGUGGUGGCUGCGUCCAAGAUGUCGACCAAGAAUUUCCGAGUCAGUGACGGUGACUGGAUUUGCCCUGACAAAAAAUGUGGAAAUGUAAACUUUGCUAGAAGAACCAGCUGUAAUAGAUGUGGACGGGAGAAAACAACUGAGGCUAAGAUGAUGAAAGCUGGGGGCACUGAAAUAGGAAAGACACUUGCAGAAAAGAGCCGAGGCCUAUUUAGUGCUAAUGACUGGCAGUGUAAAACUUGCAGUAACGUGAACUGGGCCAGAAGAUCAGAGUGUAACAUGUGUAAUACUCCAAAGUAUGCUAAGUUAGAAGAAAGGACAGGAUAUGGUGGUGGUUUUAAUGAAAGAGAAAAUGUUGAAUAUAUAGAAAGAGAAGAAUCUGAUGGUGAAUAUGAUGAGUUUGGACGUAAAAAGAAAAAAUACAGAGGGAAGGCAGUUGGUCCUGCAUCUAUUUUAAAGGAAGUUGAAGAUAAAGAAUCUGAGGGAGAAGAUGAGGAUGAGGAUGAAGAUCUUUCUAAAUAUAAAUUAGAUGAGGAUGAGGAUGAAGAUGAUGCAGAUCUCUCAAAAUAUAAUCUUGAUGCCAGCGAGGAAGAAGAUAGUAAUAAAAAGAAAUCUAAUAGACGAAGUCGCUCAAAGUCUCGAUCUUCACAUUCACGAUCUUCAUCACGCUCAUCCUCCCCCUCAAGUUCAAGGUCUAGGUCCAGGUCCCGUUCCAGAAGUUCUUCCAGUUCGCAGUCAAGAUCUCGUUCCAGUUCCAGAGAACAUUCGAGAUCUCGUGGGUCGAAAUCAAGAUCCAGCUCCAGGUCCCACAGGGGCUCUUCUUCCCCACGAAAAAGAUCUUAUUCAAGUUCAUCAUCUUCUCCUGAGAGGAACAGAAAGAGAAGUCGUUCUAGAUCUUCUUCAUCUGGUGAUCGCAAAAAAAGACGAACAAGAUCACGGUCACCCGAAAGCCAGGUGAUUGGUGAAAACACUAAACAACUUUGAGCCCAGGGCCAACCCCUCGGAACACCACUACUUUACCCAGGCACCACAGGUCAUCUUCUGGAUCAUCCCAUUCUGGUUCCCGUUCAAGUUCAAAAAAGAAAUAAUGUAUUAAAAUUUACAUCUUAAAAAACAAUCUAGUACAGUGCAUGAAGCAUAUUUUUUAAGAACUUGGUGUCUUACUUGGUCAGAAGUGCUAAAUCUGCUAGUAGAGGUGCAUGCCUUUCAUUGCUUUUCAGAACAAUACAGCUGUGUUUAUUUGUGAAAUUAAAAGUAAAUAGUAUUUUAAGCCAUAAUGUCCCAAAAUAGAUGCUCUAUGUAUCAUUCAUUAUUUACAACCAUCUACUUCAUUUAAAACCAUUUCAGCUAUAACAAAGUACUUUGUUUCCUAAUUUGAACUUUUGUUUUCUCAUUUCCAAAUAUGAACUGUCUGUUGACUUAAGACAGGAUUACCUGGGCUUGCCUGAAUUUUGGGCAUGGAGGCAAGGCUGUGGUAAAGUAGUUGGAAACAAUCUGUAUGUUAAUAUUGGAAAAGAAGUCAACCUAUUUAAGGUAAUCUAUGUCAAAGUGAUUCUUAUUAGAUAAAGUUAAACUAGUUGUAAGACAGCCACAUGGAGACUUCUUAAAUUAUUUUGAAAUUCCCUAUGCUAAGGGUGCCUUAGAAUCAUUGUCUCACUUUUAUCCAGUUUUACUUUUUGCACCACCACAUUUAAUGCAGAAAAAUCUUGUGAAUUGCAGAAGGAGAAAUGUGUUAGUCAUUUCUCCCUUUCUGACAUGUGAUUUUGAGCAAGAAUAUAUAACAGUUCAUCUCUUCUCUACUGAUAUGGUUGUCUAAUGAGAAAAACAUCUUAUUUCAAAACGUUUACCUUAAUAUUUUAAGAAGUGCUCUGUGUGAUAUCUUUUAGAAAUCCAGUUAUCUCUAGGGUAGACAAAGCUAAAUCAUAGUUAAUGAAGAACAAAUUGAAGAAAGCUUCUGAAGUAUGAUUCUCUUUGGGUGAAAGACCAACAGAGACAAUUGUGAAUUUAAGUGAACAUUUGCCUUGAGAUGUUUAACUUUAAACACACUGCAUAAAAUUUUCUUCUGAGUAACAGAUGGAUGCCUGGUUCUCUGCAUGACAUAAGCAGAAAUAAUUGUUCCUAUUCACUUAAAAUUACUUAUGGCUUAAAAUACUUUCAGAGUUUGUUUUAUUUUUCAAAAUUAAAAUCUGGUCACUUGAGUUGCAUUUUGUCUUCUGGUUUAAAAACAAAAAGGUUUCUCUUAACAGUAUCUUCAGUGACAAUGCAAGGUAAGUAUAUUAAGGGAAAUCGACACUUGUGCUUGGGGACUUUUUGUCAUGGGGAUAAAUACCGACUUUUUCUUGUUUGUUUUUUUCCCUUAACAUUAAUGUCUACUACAAUUAAAAUGUUUUAAUGUAUCUAGUAGACAGACCAAACAGAGUUAUAUUUGUUUUUGAUUUUAAAAUGAGUGAUUUCUCUCUUCACCUGAUCUAAAGAUGAAAGCAAAUAUCUUAUGUAGAAGUAUUUUGAUAAUAUUUUUACAGUGAACUUCCCCUUGGUUUUUUAUGUCUUAAUUUUCUUUGCUGCGUUUACUGUAGGUUGCACAAGAACUUUUAUUCUGUUGUAAUUGUGCCUCAGACUUCUUGAAAGUCCACCUUCUAAAUUGCCCAAAUGAUCUAGAUUCUACAUGUUAUUGUUGGUUUAUUCUUGUGCUUUCUGUAUUUAAAACUUUGACUGUACUAAGCAAAUGCAAGGUUAUAAAUUUAGCUAAUAGUAGUUUACAGACAAUUCAGAUGAUUAUGAUUUCAUUUGGUUUAACUAAGCUGUACUAGUUCAUUUCAUAAGGAAAUGAUGCUGUAGACAAAUGUAAAUAAAGCUUGUGAGUCAAGCAUAAAGUGGUGUUUGUUAGAAAUAAAUUAGAAUUUUUAAGCUCUGA
Messenger RNA from Ceratotherium simum simum (southern white rhinoceros), 3260 nucleotides. RefSeq names its product zinc finger RANBP2-type containing 2 (gene ZRANB2). Gene Ontology annotation, biological process: RNA processing. The record is from RefSeq and is a predicted model, not a curated record. Gene Ontology annotation, molecular function: lipopolysaccharide binding; RNA binding. Lineage: Eukaryota; Metazoa; Chordata; Mammalia; Perissodactyla; Rhinocerotidae.